CUCUCUCCGUGCGUCUCUUUCCCCCGCUUCCUCUCGUCCUCGCCUUCUUUCCCUCCCGCCCGCCUCGAGUCCCGGCUUCCUCUCUCUCUCUCUUCCCCCCUCCCUUUCCUUCCUUCUUCCCUCCUUCCCCGCCAACCCCCCAUCCGCCAGGCGCGAGCCGAAGAUGGCAGGCUGGCAGAGCUACGUGGAUAACCUGAUGUGCGAUGGCUGCUGCCAGGAGGCCGCCAUUGUCGGCUACUGUGACGCCAAGUACGUCUGGGCAGCGACGGCCGGGGGCAUCUUUCAGAGCAUUACGCCUGUAGAAAUAGAUAUGAUUGUAGGAAAAGACCGCGAGGGUUUCUUCACCAAUGGUCUAACUCUGGGUGCAAAGAAGUGCUCUGUGAUCAGAGAUAGCCUCUAUGUGGAUGGUGACUGUACAAUGGACAUCAGGACAAAGAGCCAAGGUGGCGAGCCAACGUAUAAUGUUGCUGUAGGCAGAGCUGGUCGAGUCUUGGUCUUUGUAAUGGGCAAAGAAGGGGUCCAUGGAGGCGGAUUGAAUAAGAAGGCAUACUCAAUGGCAAAAUACUUGAGAGACUCUGGGUUCUAGUUGCUAGGCAGACUGUUAAGUAUUAGGGGAAAUUGCUAUUAAACUUUCCUGGCCUCAAGCUACAUUGUGGAAACUUUAUUAGCAAUGCAGGGUGAUGGGGUAUGAACCUGUGUCUCCUUUGUAUCCCUCUAUUGGUGGGGAAAGGUGUUAUUCUUUCUUUAAUUCUGUUCAUCCUUGUUUCCUUGUGUACUCCAGCAUUGGUUAUGGCCAUGGGAAAGGGAAGGUGUCCAUGGAGGGACACUCAACAAGAAAGCUUAUGAACUGGCUUUAUACCUGAGGAGGCCUGACGUCUAAGCAGCCUCUCCCCAUCCACAUAGCAACUGUUUUCACCACCACCUCUUGUGUUAAAAGUACUACCAGCCUAUAGAUGGCGGUUUUAUUUACACAUUUCCCUAUUGUCAUGGCUCCAGUUACCCUUUUCGUUUGUCUGUUAAUCACUGUUGUACCCAUGUUCUGUAUCUGGCACCAUCUAUUGCAACACAAAAGAUGAUAUGCAUGAUACGUUGAAGCCUUGGGAGGGAAUCAUGCCAAGUCCAGGCGUUACUUGUCUUAGCAAUUAGUGUGACAUUGAGAACUAAACCAAUUUAAAUUAAACUAAAUAAGGUGCCGAUUGUACAAUCCAGAUUGAUCAAUGCCUCCUCAGCACUUUGAGCAUUUACACAGCUCAUUAGUCUUCCUUUUGUAGAGCAUGGUUGGGAGGGAAAAAGUGCAUGCAUAUCUCUACUUUCCUCCCCCUUGUCCUUACCUUUAAUCCACUCUUCUUUUUUGUUUGUUUGCUUCCAUCUCUAUCUAUCUAUAUAUAUACAUUUUUAAAUACAGUGCCUGGUUUGUUUAACCAAUUUGCUGCUUGAAAGCUGUCACAAGUGUUGCUUUAGUUUUGUUGUUGCUCUUCUGUGUAGACUUGCAAAACUCUUCAUGGUGUCUGAAGCGCAUCCUGCUUUUAAAAGGGUAACUGCAAAACUAUGAAAAGGUGCCGAUGCUCUUCGCCCCUCCCCUUCACCACCAUCCCCAUCUUGAAUGAAUCCCCAGGGACAUUCCAUCACCGCAAUAGCUCAGGCACGUAAUUUUGUUUUUGUUUUUGCCAGCUCCUGUUCUGUAGUUGAAAUGUAAAAAGGCUGCCAUCAUGGACUUUAGAUAUCCCAGUGUAACCAUCUGGAGUGUGUCCGGUUUCAUUUUUUCAUAGGACCAAUUUGAUUUGCAGCUUGGGUUUUUAUAUGAAACUGCAUUGUCAUUGUCAACAAACUACCACCUCCAGCUAUACACCUAUAGCCUAGUCUGAGAUCAGUCUGUCAGAUCAUCAACUGAGAAAUAAGAUUUGCUGCUCUGAUAUCAGUGUAUGUUUUGAAGGUUGGUAGUUGUAAGAUAAAACGGUCCAAACGGAUACCAUUUCAAAUCUAAUCUUCAUUUGGCCUGUUAUGCCCUUGCUGCAGAAAUUGUGGAGUGAACUGCCUUGUGCACUAGUCAUCCGAAACAUGUGUAACCAAAUUGUCAGUUUGAGCACAGUACUAACUUGUAUGUCCAUUUAAAAGAGAACUGCAGAACUCUGUAUACAAAAGAGAAAAUGGAAGAUGGUCUUGGUUGGAAUAACUGAGUUGGCUGUCUUGUGAUGAAUUUUUAAUGUAUUCUGUGCCAUACUAAUGUUUUAAAAAAAUGAACUGUUGCUAUUGUGAGAUGGAUUUUAACUGACAAGAAAGAUGUCUUCUGAAUGGCACUACUUUAGGGACACUAGUAUUUGCUUCUAUUGUUCGGGCCUUUGUGGAUAAUGUACAGACUUAAAACAAAUUCUUGUUGCUGAUUUGUCCAUUUAUUUCCCUGCACUUUGUUACAUCUGGGAUACAGUCUAACUCAUCUGAUUUAAUAUGCAUUUCAAAAAAUGCCAUAACUAUUAAACACCUUGUUUACAGACAGAUGAAAUAAAUUUAUUCCAACCAAAUAAA
This is a messenger RNA of Podarcis raffonei (Aeolian wall lizard), 2523 nucleotides long. RefSeq names its product profilin 2 (gene PFN2). Gene Ontology annotation, molecular function: actin binding. The coding region runs from base 164 to 586 and encodes 140 amino acids. The transcript is spliced from 3 exons. Gene Ontology annotation, cellular component: cytoplasm. Gene Ontology annotation, biological process: positive regulation of actin filament bundle assembly; actin cytoskeleton organization; regulation of actin filament polymerization. The record is from RefSeq and is a predicted model, not a curated record. Lineage: Eukaryota; Metazoa; Chordata; Lepidosauria; Squamata; Lacertidae.